Acanthosepion pharaonis is the source of this 2328-nucleotide messenger RNA. Lineage: Eukaryota; Metazoa; Mollusca; Cephalopoda; Sepiida; Sepiidae. The record is from the annotation of a GenBank genome assembly.
AUGACUUCUUUCGUUCUUUCUUCUUCGUUCCGCCAUUUCUCUUCAGACAUAAAAAAAAACAAUGUCCCUUUCUCUUGUCCCUUAUUAUUUCUAAUAUUUACAGAUUUGUUACCUCCUCUUUCCCCAUUCUCUGUCGCUUUCCCUCUCUAUCUUUUUAUCCUCUUUUCUUUUUUCAUAUGCUUUCUUUCUUUCUAUUCUAUUCUUUCUUUCUUUCUAUAUUUUCUUUCCAUACAUUAUUUAUCUUUCACUGUAUACUUCCUUUCUUCCUAUACUUUCUUUCUUUCUUUCUUUCUUUCUUUCUUUCUUUCUUUCUAUUCUUUGUUUCUAUACAUACUUUCUAUAUUUUCUUUCUUUCUUUCCAUCUUUCCACACUUUCUUUCUUUUCUUUCUUUCUUUCUUUAUUUAUUUUCUUUCUUCCUUUAUUUCUAUUCUUUCUUUCUAUGCAUAUUUUCUAUAUUUUCUUACUUUCUCUCUUUAUUUUCUUGCUUUCUUUCUUUUUUCUUUCUUCCUUUCUUUCUAUUCUUUCUUUCUUUCUUUAUUUAUUUAUUUAUUUAUUUAUAUACUUCCUUUUUUUCUUUUUUCCUGUACUUUCUUUCUUUCGUUCUUACUAUAUUUUUUUUCUUUUUUUUUCUCCUUAUACUUUCUUUUCUCAUUUUCUCAUUCUCAUUUAUUUUAUCUCAUCCUUUAUUUAUGUUCUUUCUUUCUUUUUUCUUUCUUUCUUUCUUUCUUUAUUUAUUUAUUUCUACACUUUCUUUCUUCCCAUACUUACUUUAUUUAUUUAUUUAUGUAUUUAUUUUCUUUCUCCCUUUAUUUCUGUUCUUUCUUUCUUUCUAUUCUUUGUUUCUAUACAUAUUUUCUAUAUUAUCUUUCUUUCUUUCUUUCUUUCUUUCUUUCUUUCUUUCUUUCCUUCUUUCUACACUUUCUUUCUUUCUUUCUUUCUUUCUACACUUUUCUUUUUCUUUCUUUUUUUUUUCUUUCUUUCUUUCUUUCUUUCUUUCAUUUUUUCUUUCUUUCAUUUUUUCUUUCUUCCUGUACUUUCUUUCUUUCUUUUUAUAUUUUCUUUCUUUUUUUCUUCUUAUACUUUCUUUCUUUCUUUCUUUCUUUCUUUUCUUUCUUUCUUUCUUUCUCCCAAUACUUUCUUUCUUUUUUUUUUUUCUUCUGUCUUUCUUUUUUCUUUCUUUCUCCCAAUACUUUCUUUCUUUCUUUCUUUCUUUCUUUCUUUCUUUCUUUCUUUCUUUCUUCCAAUACUUUUAUUCUUUCUUUUUUCUUUCUUCUUUCAUUCUUUCUUUCUCUCCCAAUACUUUCUUUCUUUCUUUCUUUCUUUUUUCUUUUUUCUUUCUAUUCUUGAUUUAUUUAUUUAUUUAUUUAUUUCUAUACUUCCUUUUUUUCUUUUUUUCCUGUACUUUCUUUCUUUCGUUCUUCCUAUAUUUUCUUUCUUUUUUUCUCCUUAUACUUUCUUUUCGUCUUUAUUUAUUUUAUCUCAUCCUUUAUUUCUGUUAUUUCUUUCUUUCUAUUAUUUCUUUCUACACUUUCUUUCUUCCCAUACUUACUUUAUUUAUUUAUUUUCUUUCUUUCUUUUUUCUUUCUUUCUUUUUUUCUUUCUUUCUAUUCUUUGUUUCUAUACAUACUUUCUAUAUUAUCUUUCUUUCUUUCCUUCUUCCUACAAAUUCUUUCUUCCUAUUCUUUCUUUCUUUCUUUCCUUCUUUCUACACUUUCUUUCUUUCUAUCUAUCCUUCAUUUUUUUCUUUCUUCCUGUACUUUCUUUCUUUCUUUCUUUCUAUAUUUUCUUUCUUUUUUCUUCUUAUACUUUCUUUCUUUCUUUCUCCUAAUACUUUCUUUCUUUCGUUUUUCUUUCUUCUGUCUUUGUUUCUUUCUUUGUUUCUUUUUUUUCUUUCUUUUUUUUUCUUUCUUUCUUUCUUUCUUUCUUUCUUUCUUUCUUUCUUUCUUUCUUUAUUUAUUUAUUUAUUUAUUUUCUUUCUUCUUCAUUUCUAUUCUUUCUUUCUCCCAAUACUUUCUUUCUUUCUUUUUUCUUUCUUUCUUUCUCUCCCAAUAAUUUCUUUCUUUCUUUCUUUCUUUCUUUCUUUCUUUCUUUCUUUCUUUCUUUCUCCCAAUACUUUCUUUUUCUUUCUUUCUUUCUUUCUUUCUUUCUUUCUUUCUUUCUUUCUUUUUAUACUUACUUUCUAUAUUAUCUUUCUUUCUUCCUAUUCUUUCUUCCUAUUUUUUCUUUCUUUCUUUCUUUCUUCUCCAAUAUUUUCCUUUUCCCAUGCUUCUUUUCUCACGCCUCUCACCCUGCUCUCUUUUCUUCAUAUCACUUUGAUAUUUAGCUAA